CCGCCCCGAGCGCCCGGCGAUGCCACUCGGGCCGCCGGGCGCCGCCGCCGCCGCCGCCGCCGCCUCCCGCCCGGCUUCGCCCCUCCUGGCAGUCGGGAACUUGUUCUGAUCCUCGCGCGCCCCUCGGAUCCCCGCUCUCCAGUCCUCGGCAUCCCGGCUAUGUUUUCUCCCAGACCUGGCUAUUUUUUUGAUAUCGUGAAACUACGAGGGAAAUAACUGUGGGGCUUUCCGCAAGGUCUUCCGGCUGCUUCCCACGGACAUGCCUUCAACUGGGGGGGCCGAGGCACCCCGUUCUAGGCGAAGGAACCCGCCCGGCCGCGAGGGCGAGAAGUGAAGGGAAUUUGGGUAGCGGCAUGAAAGCUCUGCAGCCAGGUCCCCGCAUCUGCCAUUUGUCCUUUCAAACUGCACUGUAAUCGGGCCCGAGCGGACGAGCCCGCCGGCUGCCCUUCUCCGCCCGGUGUUUACUUCCCGGCGUUCGGUUCUCGGCUUCGCUGCUGCUCGGCUCGGCGCGGGGAUGACUCCGUCGCGCCCGCGGCCCCGGGGGGUGCCCCCGCUCGUGUGCGCCGUCCUGCUGCUCGGCGCUGCGGCCGCUUCUCAGAAUCAAGAACGGCUGUGUGCAUUUAAAGACCCAUAUCAGCAAGACCUUGGUAUUGGUGAGAGUCGAAUCUCCCAUGAAAAUGGAACAGUAUUAUGCUCAAAAGGUAGCACCUGCUAUGGCCUUUGGGAGAAAUCAAAAGGGGACAUAAAUCUUGUAAAACAAGGAUGUUGGUCUCACAUUGGAGAUCCCCAGGAGUGUCACUAUGAAGAAUGUGUAGUAACUACCACUCCUCCCUCAAUUCAGAAUGGGACAUACCGCUUCUGUUGCUGUAGCACAGAUUUGUGUAAUGUCAACUUUACUGAGAAUUUUCCACCUCCAGAUACAACACCACUCAGUCCACCUCAUUCAUUUAGUCGAGAUGAGACAAUAAUUAUUGCUUUAGCAUCAGUCUCUGUGUUAGCUGUUUUGCUAGUUGCCUUAUGCUUUGGAUACCGAAUGCUGACAGGAGACCGGAAACAGGGUCUUCACAGUAUGAACAUGAUGGAGGCAGCAACAUCAGAACCCUCUCUUGACUUAGAUAAUCUGAAACUACUGGAAUUGAUUGGCCGAGGUCGAUAUGGAGCAGUAUAUAAAGGUUCUUUGGAUGAGCGUCCAGUUGCUGUAAAAGUAUUUUCCUUUGCAAACCGUCAGAAUUUUAUCAACGAGAAGAACAUUUACAGAGUGCCUUUGAUGGAACAUGACAACAUUGCCCGCUUUAUAGUUGGAGACGAGAGAGUCACUGCAGAUGGACGCAUGGAGUAUCUGCUUGUGAUGGAAUAUUAUCCAAAUGGAUCUCUGUGCAAGUAUUUGAGUCUUCAGACAAGUGAUUGGGUAAGCUCUUGCCGUCUGGCUCAUUCUGUGACUAGAGGACUUGCUUAUCUUCAUACAGAAUUACCACGAGGAGAUCAUUAUAAACCUGCCAUUUCCCAUCGAGAUUUAAACAGCAGAAAUGUCCUGGUGAAAAAUGAUGGGACCUGUGUGAUCAGUGACUUUGGGUUGUCCAUGAGGCUGACUGGAAAUAGAUUGGUGCGCCCAGGGGAAGAAGACAAUGCAGCCAUAAGUGAGGUUGGCACAAUCAGAUAUAUGGCACCAGAAGUUCUAGAGGGAGCUGUGAACCUAAGGGACUGUGAAUCAGCUUUGAAACAAGUUGACAUGUAUGCGCUUGGGCUUAUCUAUUGGGAGAUAUUUAUGAGAUGCACAGAUCUCUUUCCAGGUGAAUCUGUACCAGAAUACCAGAUGGCUUUUCAGACAGAAGUUGGAAACCAUCCCACUUUUGAAGAUAUGCAGGUUCUGGUAUCUAGGGAAAAACAGAGACCCAAAUUCCCAGAAGCAUGGAAAGAAAAUAGCCUGGCAGUGAGGUCGCUCAAGGAGACAAUCGAAGACUGUUGGGAUCAGGAUGCAGAGGCUCGGCUUACUGCACAGUGUGCUGAGGAAAGGAUGGCUGAACUGAUGAUGAUAUGGGAAAGAAACAAGUCUGUGAGCCCCACAGUCAAUCCAAUGUCAACUGCUAUGCAGAAUGAACGCAAUCUGUCACACAAUAGGCGUGUGCCAAAGAUUGGACCUUAUCCAGAUUAUUCUUCUUCCUCAUACAUUGAAGACUCUAUCCAUCACACUGACAGCAUUGUGAAGAAUAUUUCCUCUGAGCAUUCUAUGUCCAGCACACCUUUGACUAUAGGGGAAAAGAACCGAAAUUCCAUUAACUAUGAACGGCAGCAAGCACAAGCUCGAAUCCCUAGCCCUGAAACAAGUGUCACCAGCCUGUCCACUAAUACAACAACCACAAACACCACUGGUCUCACUCCAAGCACUGGCAUGACCACUAUAUCUGAGAUGCCGUAUCCAGAUGAAACAAAUCUCCAUGCUGCAAAUAUUUCACAGCCAAUAGGGCCAACCCCUGUCUGCUUACAAUUGACAGAAGAAGAUUUGGAGACUAACAAGCUGGAUCCAAAAGAAGUUGAUAAGAACCUCAAGGAAAGCUCUGAUGAGAAUCUUAUGGAGCAUUCUCUUAAGCAGUUCAGUGGGCCAGACCCCCUAAGCAGUACCAGUUCUAGCUUGCUUUAUCCACUCAUAAAACUUGCAGUAGAAGCAACUGGACAGCAGGAUUUCACACAUGCUGCAAAUUGUCAAGCAUGUUUAAUUCCUGAUGUACCACCUGCUCAGAUCUAUCCUCUUCCCAAACAGCAAAACCUUCCUAAGAGACCUACUAGUUUGCCUUUAAACACCAAAAAUUCAACAAAGGAGCCCCGGUUGAAAUUUGGCAGCAAGCACAAAUCAAACUUGAAACAAGUAGAAACUGGAGUUGCCAAGAUGAAUACAAUCAAUGCUGCAGAACCUCAUGUGGUGACAGUCACCAUGAAUGGUGUAGCAGGUAGAAACCACAAUGUUAACUCCAUUGCUGCCACUACCCAAUAUGCCAAUGGGGCAGUACCAACUGGCCAGACAGCCAACACAGUGGCACAUAGAUCUCAAGAAAUGCUGCAGAAUCAAUUCAUUGGUGAGGAUACCCGACUCAAUAUUAAUUCCAGCCCUGAUGAACAUGAACCUUUACUGAGACGAGAACAGCAGGCUGGCCAUGAUGAAGCUGUUCUGGAUCGUCUUGUGGACAGGAGAGAACGGCCACUGGAAGGUGGCCGAACUAAUUCCAAUAACAACAACAGUAAUCCAUGUUCAGAGCAAGAUGUUCUUACACAGGGUAUUCCAAGCACAGUAGCAGAUCCUGUACCAUCAAAGCCCAGAAGAGCACAGAGGCCUAAUUCUCUGGAUCUUUCAGCCACAAAUGUCCUAGAAGGCAGCAGUAUGCAGUUUGGUGAGUCCAUACAAGAUGGCAAAUCAGGAUCUGGCGAAAAGAUAAAAAAACGUGUGAAAACUCCCUAUUCUCUUAAACGAUGGCGUCCUUCCACCUGGGUCAUCUCCACUGAGCCACUGGACUGCGAGGUCAACAACAAUGGCAGUGACAGGGCAGUUCAUUCUAAAUCCAGCACCGCUGUUUACCUUGCAGAAGGAGGCACUGCCACAACCAUGGUGUCUAAAGAUAUAGGAAUGAACUGUCUGUGAAAUGUUUCCAAGCCUUUGAAGUGAAAUUAUUUUUUGCAUCAUUUAAAUGUGCAGAAGACAUUUUUAAAACUGCUUCUCCUCCUGUCAGUACCCUUCCAAUCCCUGCAACAAGGACUUGCUUUAAAUAGAUUUCAGCUAUGCAGAAAAAUUUAGCUUAUGCUUCCAUAUUUUUUAAUUUUUUUAUGUUUUUGCACUUUUGUUUAGUCUUGCUAAAGUUAUAUUUGUCUGUUAUGACCACAGAAUUAUAUGUGUGUGUAUCAAAAGUGGUCUCAAAAUAUUUUUUUAAGAUAAAAAGCAAAAAACAUUGUAUGCUGAUAAUCAGUUUGGACCAGUUUCUAAAGGUCAUUAAAACAGAAGCAAAUUAAGACAGUUUUGACUGCAAUGGUGUCUGGUAUCCAUGUUUUAUUUCUGGGCACAAGCUAGUUUAUACGUUCCUGAACAUACUCUCUGUUGGACAUUCUUCUUCUUGUGUUUUGUUUGAAUGUGCAAUAGUCUAUAGGCCAGAAAUAAACUUUCUUGUAAGCUCUCUUCCUAAUAGAGUAUACAUUCUUCCAUAAUAUAAACAUUUUUUCCCCUGUCCCCCAUAUAUUUUGGUAGAUCUGUUCAGUGACAGUGAAUUUUGCACAAGAGAAAGCAGCUACCUGAUUUCUUAUUUUCUCCUUAUGGGAUAUGCAGAAACACUGUCUUAAAGGGCUCUAAAAGAAGGAACAAAACCUAAUUUGAAAUGCCAUUUCUUCUUACCUUCCAAAUACUAAACAUUUCCUUCCAGGCAUUUUUUAUGCCAGUGAUCAUAUCUAGGGCCUCAUACAUGCAAGGCAUGCGCUCUACCACUGAGAUACAUCCCAGUCCCUCUUCCAACAUUUUAAGAAUUACAUUUAGUUCUGGUUUUAGAGUUCAUAAGAGAGCAUAGAACAAAUCAGAGAAAAUUGAAUAAUAGCCUUUUUUAAUUUUUAUUUUAUUUUUGUAUGUGUGAUCAUGUUCAUACUCAUUUAUUUAAGAAGCACAUUUUUUAUUGAAAAACUUAUAGUAGUAUACUUAUAUGGAAUUUUUAAGUGUUAUAGCCUUCAUUUGCUGAGUGGGCCAUCUUUGGUUUUUUGUUUUGUUUUGGGGCCACAUCUGGCAGGGCUCAGAGGUUACUCCUAGCUCUGUGCUCAGGAAUCACUCCUGGCAGGGAUCAGGGGACCUUAUGGGAUGCCAGGGAUUAAACCCAGGUCACCCAUGUGCAAGGCAAAUGCCCUACCCACUUUACUAUUUCUCUGGCCACACAUUGCCUAUUUAAAAAAAUAAAAAAACUUCUAAAGUAAUUCAUAGUUUUGAACCUAUCUUUUUAUUCCUUUUCCAAGCAAAACCUGGUAACUUAUCUGAAAAUUAUUCUUCUUCCCAUGACCUAAAACACUGUGUAGAAAAAUCAUUCAUCCGGCAUGCCAAAUCCCCAUUGGAGAAAGGAUUGCUGCCAGUCCUUUUCCUUUUAGUAGACUGAGACUUAAGUCUGUUUUCAAAACUAUAUUUCUUCACUAAUCCUAUUUUCAUAAUGUCUCCUCUUGCCAGUUGUUCACAUAUUCUUUAAUAUGUGUGCAACCUUUAUUAUUUACAUUAGAUCUUACCUUUCAGUGAUAACAUAUAUCCCUGAAAUUGUGCUUUUUAAAGCUUCUUUGCUUCUUCCAUUAAUAACUGUUUUAAAACUACAACCUCUGCAUUGUUUUUUAAAAUAAAGCACUUUCUUUAAAAUAAGGGACCUUUUUAGAAGUCACACAUUUUCACUCAAUCUGCAAAUAACAAUGAUAGCACUAAGAGAAAUAUGCGAAAACCCAAAUUUCUGAUUUAGGUUUUUAUCUCAAAUAAUAUUUUCUCAGCCAUAUUAUUCUAUUUUCAUAGUUUAACUAAAAGAAGCUUCAUAUUCCUCAUUUGCUGUCCAAUAUGCUUGUGACUGACUUGUGUAUAAGCCUUCUUUUGUUUGACAUCUUCUAUGAAUUUCUGAGUUAGGUGUUAACCACACUUUACUCAGCUAAAUUACUAAUCAGUUUUAAAUUUUUAGAAGAUUGACCAGUGCCUAGGAUUACUACCUUUUCUGUUUUAUUGACCCUUCUCUUGAUUCAUAGCCCUAUCAAUAUUCUUCUAUCAUAAAACCUUUUCAUUGUUUUUCUUUUCUAUGGCAAGUUACUUUUAUCAUUCCCAGCAAAUUUUAUUUAGUUCUCUUGCUUUUGUCUUCCACUAUAUUUCAAGAUACUGUUUUAAACAUUUGUAAGACAUUGGUGGUCAAAUAAAUUAUAUUCCAUCUCCAAUUUGAAGCACUGAAGAAUAAAUGAACAUUUGAGAUAAAAUUCAUUUUUUCUUGGCAGAAAGAGGAAUUAUAUUACAUCCUAUUACACUUUGUUUUCAGGCCAGUUGAUUAUUUUUUCAACUUUUUAAAAUGUGUAAUCAAAAAAUGCAAAACUUACAUGCUAAAUUUUUUAAAUGUCCAUUUUGUGAAGCAUGCUUAAAACAAAUAAUUAUCCAUUUUUUUAGUGUACUCUAGAAAAAGUAGAAGUAGAAAAUGUAUAUAAUUUUAAUAAAUUUUAAAUUGUACAUCAGGUUUACUUUAGCAUCUAUAAUAUACAAGUAAGCAAAAUUACUGUGACUUAAAUUUUAUUUGCUAACUUUAUUUAUCUAAUGAGAAAUGUUUCAUUUUUUGAUAAGUGUGUCUGAAAGCUAAUAUUUAUUACCAAAUUUUGGAUGUAGAAAAACAUUGCAUUCUUUUAAAUUAAAAACCAUUUAAUAAAAAAAAAAUUCUUUUUCUCUAAAGUAUUAAAACCUCUUAAAAACAUCAUAAUAGGUUAUCAAAGUCUAAUGUUAAUUCUCGUAAUUAUUUUAAUUAUGUAACAGUAUUAAAUCAUUGAAAGAACUUGAUUAAAAUUGUGUUUAAUCAAAAAUUAAUUAUAAUUCCUAAAAUAUUAUAUUUCUUUUAAAAUAUAUAAUUGGGGGGGAGCAUAUCACCAGAGUAAAAAGUUUUGGGAAAGCACAGGAAUGAAAUAAUACUAAUUGACUAUCUAUUAUAUAUUUAAUACUGGGCUGUCCACAGUCUGCCUUUUUAAUCUGCUUUGCAAUCAUAUAAAGAUUGUAAUUAAUAUUUCCACUUUACAGAUGAGGAAACCAAAGGUAAGAGAAUCUAAUAUACCCAAAGUUCACAUCUAGUAAUAGACAAGCUGAAAUUUUAAACUUGUUUUGCCUCUCUUCAUAUCUCUUUCAUCUACACCACACUGCCUACACACUGUGUGAUAGGAUAUGUAAUGGACUAACAUUCUGUAAGAAAUUUAGUCAUUAUAUUCCAGCACAAUUAUGGCUUGUAUUUAAGCCUAACCAGAUACCUUAAUGACUUUAGAAGUUAGGCAAACUUAAGAUGUGUAGACUUGUUCUAUGCUGAUUGUUGCUUAAGGAAUAAUUACUGAUUCAAGAUAAAAUUUUAAUUUCACGUCCACCAUAAAAUCAUUUUACUUCUCUUAUUUUUGGUGUUCUUAUAUUGUAGAACAUAAAGGAAAUUUUAAAGGAAAGUAAAGGUAGCCUGUGGGAACUGAGCUGUUUUUUCUUUAAUUGAUUUAACACUAUAUUUGGAGAAAUAGAUUUAACAAGACUUUUCAUUGUAUUAAUCCAUCUUGAAAAUUUUUACUUUUAGUAACUUUAGAAGAUGUACUAUUACAAAGUACUAGUUGAGCAGGAUGUAAGAAGAUAACAGGAGACUGUCCCUUUAUAAAGCAGUUAGUGUAGCUUCCUAUGUGUGUCCAUUUGGUUCUUAAUGUGAAGGUAAUUAGAGAAAAGUAGGAACACACAAGUAUUCAGUGGGAAUUGUUACGGAAUUUGGCAGUUGUUUUUAUUUAACAUAAUGGGGCCUGAAUCAUGGUACUGGGGUAGGGCACUUACCUUAGGGCCUGAAUUAGAGCCAAUCCGGCAUCCCAUAUGGUCCCCUGAGCACUGCCAGGAGUGACUCCUGAGUGCAGAGCCAGGAGUAACACUUGAGCAUCAUCAAGUGUGGCCCCCCUCCAAAAAAAAAAAAAACUGACAAGUUUGACUUCUAAAGCCAAAUAGAAUACCUGGUUAGGCAAAAAUUUAUUGAAAUUUUUAUUUUCUAUAAGCCUCAUUAGUCGAAGUAAUUUAAGAUGGUAAAAAUAUUUCAAUAAAUUUUGCUCUUUUCAUAUUUAUGAAAGUAAAUAUUUUAUUGGAAGUAGCUGCUAGAAUUUGAAAUUGCAUUGUAUUUCUAUGCAACCUUUUAUAAAUUUAUGUUGAACUUAAUACCAUUUAUAUGCUGGAUAUUACAUAACUAUUUACAGAUUAUCUUAUAUAUUAAUUUACCUUUGAGGCUAUCUUAAAGCUAGCAUCUGCACAAACAUGUUAGUUGAUUAUUGAGACUAGUUAUUCUAGAAAUUACCACUUCCAUAUAUAUGGUUUAAAAGGAGUCUUUCAGACUGGGAUGUUUCUAAGUACCCAUACAUUUGACUAUUAGUCUGCUUUUAGCACAUAAAAUUGAAUUUUAACUUAUACAGUUCUGAAUUAUGCAAACUUUGGCCAAAGUUACCUUGCAUGAUUCCCCUCCUACGUAUACUUUUAUUAAAUAAAUACGGCAAAUGACUGUUUUAGCUAGUUACACUAAUGUUAUUAUCAAAAGAAGGCUUUUCUACAGGUUCCCAGAUUAAAGAAUCCUAGGAAAUCUUACGGUGUUUUGGUGCACAGACAUAUUACUUUUCUUCAGUCUCUUCUUUCUUUGUGUUGGACUUAUUCUGUCCCUUGAUUAUUUUACUCGCAGUCUUCUCAGUCAGGCAAGUUUUAAUCAUUUCUGCUUCCCUUAACUUUCAUUUUAUUUUCCUUUCUCUUAUCCAGUUAGUAAAAAUAGAGAGCACUUGACCCUUCUCACCAACAUUUUUGUUCUUCAGUAUGCUUUGAGCUUUUUCUCUAUUAACAUCUAAGUCUCAGUUCUUCAGUCAAAAUUGCUUUGGUUCACUUAGAAUUUUCUUCUCAGUACUAUUUUCAUUAUUUAUAUAUUUAAAUACUUAAUAUUAUGUUAUAUUCAAAUUCAUUAUGCCAGUUAAGUAAAUAGCUUACUAGGAUUGAAUUAAGAACCAAGAUGUUAUUAGCAUUUAACAAUGGAUCAGAUCAUGAGAUUGUCAGCAAAUUACUCACAUUUUGUAUCACCUAAAAGUUUCUAUCAAUUUGUAUUGUAUGAUUUUAUAUUAUCAUUAGUUAAAACUAAAAAGCCAUGCAUACAGAAUUAUGUAUCAUUUUGCCAUUAAAAAUUUAACCUAUAAUGCAGCGAGCUUAACAUUUAUGAUUGAGCCACACAUUUUUGUGCUUUUACUUAUAUUAAAUAUUUUUUCAACAGAAAACCCUUCAAUAAUCAGAUAUCUAUGGCCCUUUUUGCAAAUCAUUUUUGAAAUACAGUUUUGCGAUGUAGGCAGGGCUGUACCAAUUUUCAUUUAAAUUUUAAGUGACAGAUUCAAGUUAAGUGUUUGUGCAUAUAAAGAAAAAUUUAUGAUUUUAUCUCAUAACUGAUACACUUGAAAUAAAAUACUUCAGAAAAAAUGUAUGCUAUAUAUUAAAAUUAUUCCCCAAAUUAGCCAUUCUUAAAAAUUUUAGUCAAUUAUUUCUGUGCUACUUGUAGUGUCACUGUUAAAUGUUAUAGCAUUUUUUAAAAAUUAAGAAUCCAGAUUAUUAAAUCUGGAUAGGAGAGAAGGAAUCUUUAGAAACAAAUCACAUAAUUAGGGUGUUCCUGUUUAUGAUUUUUUUUUUUUGGACAGGGGAAUCGGGAACCAGGAGAAGAGGUAACAGAACAAGAAUUUAUUUUUUAUUUUUUAUUUUUAUUUUUACUUUAUGUAAAGUACAGCUAUUUAUUCAGUCACUGAUUAGGCUGAUUGAAUUGGGCAUGAACUCCACCUUUAAACUACAAUUUUUAAAAAAUGUUUUGAAAGGCAACUUGUGAUUUUUCCCAUUACAUGUACAUUUUGACUUCAGAACCAUUUUUACGUUUUAGAUUCAUGCUACAGACAUAAUAAUUACUUAAAAACUCAGGGCCCCUUCAUCUUUUUUGCACACUGAACAUUGAAAAACUUCAAUAGUUAGCAAACAGUUAUAGUUAAAUAAGUAAUGUGUUUUGUGGCGCAUGGUUCAUUUAAUGUUUUACCUUAUGAUUUGGUUUAAUUUGCAUAGGUACAUCACAUUUCAUUAAUCAUAAAGUCUUGCCCAGUUCUAUAAUUACUGAAUAGAGGGAAAAUGACUCAGCUAACAGGCUACAUGUUGCAGCAUAUUUAGGCCUUAGUGUUGGAAGCGUCACCUUCAAACCAUUUCUGUUUCUUAAUUAGUUAUACAUGAUGGGACAAAUCAUUUCAUUUCGUUUUGUUUUUAAUGGGAGAUUUUAGUAAAGUAGUUCCUCUGAGAUAUAAUUUUCUUGAGGUAGUAAAACAUAAUACUGUCUUCUAAAAGUGAGCUAAUAUAUGUUUGUAAGAGCUUUGAUGGUUCUGAGAAGGUAAACUAUGGUAACCUAUUUAUUGCAUUGUCAGAUCCAAAUAGAAUUUUUCUUUCAAACAGGUAAAUUCAAGCUCCAAAUUGGUAUGCAGUAUAUUUCAAAUACUAGGAGUGAAUUUAUUUGUAACCCGUCUCUUGUCUCAGGCUCUCUACCUUAUUACCAAUCAAUCCUUUUAAAUAAAAUAAAGAAACAUUUUAAAAGACGCUUAACAGGAAAGAAAACUAAAUUGCUAAAAGAUGCAAUUAAAAAAUAGGUUCUGGUUUAAUAUUGAAUUGCUUGGCUUCUGUGGCUUUCCUUUUUCUGGUCACAUUUAUUUAUUUAAACAGUUUGUGUAUGUCUUGUUAUGUUUCCAUGGAUAUUAUAUUGUAUAAGUGUUUGUAUAAGCUGGAAUCAUUCUUAGUUUUCUGUUGAUAAUUUUUCCAAUAAAAAUAAGUGGAUAAUUGUAAAAUACACUAACUCUUAGGGUGUUGUAGUAGCUGAAACAUGAAGAUGUGUAGCUGCCAUGCUUUUUCUGAAUGGACAAGAGAAACAGAGCUACAGAGUAUUCUCUGAGGAUGCUUUUCUGGAAUAGGAAAAGCUGAAAAAUAUUGGCAGUUCCCUCAGAACCCUCUUUCUUGUUAACGGGUAUCUUUUGUUGGUGUGUUUUGCUCUUACACUACAGAUAGAUAUCAUAUAUGAAUUUAUGAAUAAUUACUUUCAGUUAUUUUGCUUUUGUAUAAGCUGUCUGAGACCUUGCUAUGCUGUACAAGUUGUGUUUGAUGGAUCAGUGUGAGUAUGAAAUAAAGCAAAUCACUUUUCUUUUGUAUUAUCUAUGGAUGCCACUAUGAAAGCUGACAUUAAGCCACUAAAGAGUUUUCUAUCAAUAAUUGUAAGUAAAUGCUUUGAUAUAUAUAAACCUAAAUAAAAAAGAUUGUAUUGAUACAGAAGAGACAUUGGAGAAGGAGAUUUUAAGACAGUUCUUUAGGUUUAAAAUGGCUUGCUGUAAAAUGGUGCAUUAUUCCAUUUAUUAAAGAUCAUAUUAAUGACAA
This is a messenger RNA of Sorex fumeus (smoky shrew), 11146 nucleotides long. RefSeq names its product bone morphogenetic protein receptor type 2 (gene BMPR2). The coding region runs from base 515 to 3631 and encodes 1038 amino acids. The transcript has 13 exons. NCBI's taxonomy places the organism in Eukaryota, Metazoa, Chordata, Mammalia, Eulipotyphla, Soricidae. Gene Ontology annotation, biological process: protein phosphorylation; cellular response to growth factor stimulus; BMP signaling pathway. The record is from RefSeq and is a predicted model, not a curated record. Gene Ontology annotation, molecular function: ATP binding; transforming growth factor beta receptor activity. Gene Ontology annotation, cellular component: plasma membrane; signaling receptor complex.